Trichoderma virens Gv29-8 is the source of this 822-nucleotide messenger RNA. RefSeq lists its product as uncharacterized. The coding region runs from base 1 to 822 and encodes 273 amino acids. The transcript has 6 exons. NCBI's taxonomy places the organism in Eukaryota, Fungi, Ascomycota, Sordariomycetes, Hypocreales, Hypocreaceae. Gene Ontology annotation, biological process: ceramide catabolic process; ceramide biosynthetic process. Gene Ontology annotation, cellular component: endoplasmic reticulum membrane. The record is from RefSeq and is a predicted model, not a curated record.
AUGCAUUCUUCUCGCGCCAACCCAUUCUGGGGUGAGGCUACGUCUUAUUUGAAGUAUGAUUAUGUCGUUACACGAUAUGUCGCUGAGUUUAUCAAUACUCUCAGCAGCUUAGCUUUCGUUGCCUAUGGAAUAUAUGGCCUCUCCAGACCAGGCCGGAAUGGUCAGACUAGCGCUCGUCUGCUUUCUUACAGUGGAUUGAUCGGCGUAGGCAUUUGCUCUGCCAGUUAUCAUAUGACAUUGAAAUAUCACACCCAAAUGUCGGAUGAAUUGUCCAUGCAUCUCUUGACAACGCCAAUGGUGUAUCGUCUCUUGACGUUCAAGAGUAGUCCGCAGCGUACCAAGGUUGUGGCCGUACUUCUUACCAUCCUCUUCACAGUGGUCAUGGUCACUCACAUGGUCAUGGACGAAUUCCUUCUCCAUGCAACGACCUUUGGCCUUGCUGUCUAUGUAAUCGCAACCCGAACGCUGAAGCUUAUCUCUCAGCAAGUGCCAGACCAACGCAUUAGGAAGAACCUUCGAAAUAUCGCGCUGUUUGGCUGCUUCAAUUUCGCCUUUGGGUACUUUGUGUGGCUGUUGGAUGGCUGGUUAUGCUCGCUGCUUACUUCGAUGAAGCAUUCAGCUGGCCUUCCCCUGGCUUUUCUCCUCGAGCUACAUGGAUGGUGGCACAUCUUUACUUGCAUUGGGGGCUAUGUUGGCGUGGCUCUCGUCGACGCAAUAACAUCAGGUGAAGUCCGUGAGGACCCGACUCAUCAGCUUGCGUGGCCCGUCCCGGCUGCGGCGAGAUUAUUGACAGGCGCAAAUGCAACACCAAAGGAAGAAUAA